AUGUUAUCGGUUCUCAAGAAACAACAACAAAUAAAAGAAAAUUAAAUAAAAGUAAAUUCAAAAAUUCUUAGCAAUGCAACAAACACUAAGGCGUUGUGUUUCGCCUCUUCUUCGCCUUAAUCCCAGUUACUAUGCCAGCCCACCCACAGUCGCCAGAAGAUGUCUGUCGGCCCUGCCACAGGAAGAGAACAAAAACAAAAACCAAACAGCUUUACCGCGACUAAUGGACUUUCCCGAAGUAAUAUGGCCAUCAGCUCUAAACACUAUUAAGAACUGGAUAACUAUACAGUUUAUUAUACGUCCGUAUUUUGAUAGUGAAUUUCAACUGAAGGACUUUAUAUACGGGGCCAAGGAGGCUUUGCAGGUGGUCUCUUCUCGCCUAAUGGGUGGCGAACUGGAUUCGCUGCAAAAUUUGGUUUCCUCCGAAGCCAUCAAUGAACUCAAGCCGGUCAUUCAGAAGCUGUCGAUGACCCAACGCCGGCAAUUGGAAAUUAAACAAAGUGAUAUCUAUCUCAGUUUCCCCUAUCAAGUGGGCAUCAUUUUCGAUGAGGCCAAUGAUAAGUUACAAAAACGUUUUGUCGAAAUUACAAUGGUAUUUCAUGUUAUGCGUGGCCUGUCCGAGAUGCGCGAACGAGGCGAUGAGAUUCCAUGGAACAUGGGAACUAUGCCGGAAUAUCAGGAUAAGGUUUUUAUAUGUAAUUAUCGCUUCAUCAAGGAAUUCACAACGGGCCAGCAAUCCGAUUGGACCAUUAACAUGGCCAAUCAUUUCCGUGCCAUUGAUCUAAUCAAUGAAUCUAAAUAACAUUUAGUGUUAAUUUCUGAACUUUCCCAAGCCAAGAAAAGAAAUAAAAAAUAAUUUUCGUUAUUGUUUUUUUAGUUUA
Messenger RNA from Drosophila willistoni, 881 nucleotides. RefSeq names its product m-AAA protease-interacting protein 1, mitochondrial. Gene Ontology annotation, biological process: inner mitochondrial membrane organization; protein insertion into mitochondrial inner membrane from matrix. The transcript has 4 exons. Bases 74 to 802 code for a protein of 242 amino acids. Gene Ontology annotation, cellular component: mitochondrial inner membrane. Lineage: Eukaryota; Metazoa; Arthropoda; Insecta; Diptera; Drosophilidae. The record is from RefSeq and is a predicted model, not a curated record. Gene Ontology annotation, molecular function: ribosome binding.